This is a messenger RNA of Dufourea novaeangliae, 1123 nucleotides long. RefSeq names its product UDP-glucose 4-epimerase (gene Gale). The coding region runs from base 68 to 1123 and encodes 351 amino acids. Lineage: Eukaryota; Metazoa; Arthropoda; Insecta; Hymenoptera; Halictidae. The transcript is spliced from 7 exons. Gene Ontology annotation, molecular function: UDP-glucose 4-epimerase activity. The record is from RefSeq and is a predicted model, not a curated record. Gene Ontology annotation, cellular component: cytosol. Gene Ontology annotation, biological process: beta-D-galactose catabolic process via UDP-galactose, Leloir pathway.
GUUUCCUGCUGUCGUGUGGCGAGGUUAAUUGCUUACGUGUCAAACAUCAAGCACAAAAAAUAAAACAAUGGGAAAUGAUUCCUGGAAUGUACUGGUGACGGGAGGUGCUGGUUAUAUUGGUUCUCAUACAGUAUUGGAACUAGUAGAAGCAGAUUUUACGGUGGUGGUAAUAGACAACCUUAGUAAUGCUUAUAAAGACAGUAAUGUAAAACCAGAAUGUUUAUUACGAGUAGAAAAAUUGACAAAUAACCAAAUUACAUUUCUUCCAUGUGACAUAACAAACAUCAAUGAGUUGCGAGAUGUAUUUAAAAAGAAUAACUUUCAUUGUGUUAUACAUUUUGCUGCUUUAAAAGCUGUGGGUGAAUCCUGUGAGAAACCAUUAGAAUACUAUAAAACAAAUGUUAGUGGAACAUUGAAUUUGUUAGAAGCAAUGAAAGAGUAUAAUGUCAAGAAUCUAAUAUAUUCAAGUAGUGCCACUGUUUAUGGAAUCCCAGAAAAGCUUCCACUAGUUGAAGACAUGAAUACUGGCAACUGUACAAAUCCCUAUGGAAAGACAAAGUACAUGGUUGAAGAAAUUUUAAAAGAUUUAUGCAUAUCUGAUAAGGCAUGGUCUGUCAUAUCUCUAAGGUAUUUCAAUCCAGUUGGAGCUCAUCCAUCUGGCCAAAUUGGAGAAGAUCCUAAUGGAAUUCCAAACAACUUAAUGCCAUAUAUUGCUCAAGUAUCUGUUGGGAAAAGAAAAAUGCUAAAUGUUUAUGGUAAUGAUUAUGACACUACUGAUGGAACAGGCGUUCGUGAUUAUAUUCAUAUAAUGGACUUAGCAUCAGGCCAUGUAAAAGCAAUGAUCUAUCAAAAAACUCAAUGCCCAACUGGAUUCAAAGCAAUCAAUUUAGGUACUGGAAAAGGUUACUCAGUUAUUGAAGUUAUUCGCGCAUUUGAAAACGCAUCAGGUCGAGUGAUACCAUAUCAAAUUGUUGAACGUAGACCUGGAGAUAUUUCCGCUAGUUACGCAGAUGCUAGUGUAGCUAAUAAGGAAUUAGGAUGGCAAGCCACUAAGAAUAUUGAUGAUAUGUGUAAAGACACAUGGAAAUGGCAACAAAAUAAUCCAAAUGGUUAUAAAUCUUAA